CCACAGCAACACUCAGCAUGCUAUGCCAGGAUGACAAUCAAUUGAUAUAGUAGCUUUCUUCUACAUCAAAUCUAUUUACAUAUAUAAAUUUAUGUACGUAUAUGUUUAAAUAAAUAAACGUGUAUUUCGACGAUACAAAAUUUAUUCAAUUGAUUUACCGGCAUGGAAUCAACUGAAAACAACUACAGUGGUCAAUCCCAGAAGCAAAAUAAAUUUCAUCACUUAGAGAUAGUCGCAGAGCAUGAAAAGGAUUCGAAAGAUCAGUGCUAUAUGAGCGUUCAAAAGCCUGUUAGUCCCUCAGCUUUCCUCGAGAAGCGUUUACAAAGAAAGCCAAAAUUUUUCGAUUCUGGAGACUAUCAGAUGGCCAAACAAAAUGUCAACAGUUCGAAGAACUUAUUCGAGACCGUUGGGGUGAUCAUUCCAACUCCAGACACCGUUUCGGCACGUAAAUCUUAUCAUAUCGAGCCUAAAACUUCUUCCUGGAAGGACCCUAACAGCGAUAUUAGCAAAUCCAAAUAAGCCUAAUUCCUAAAUUAUACUAUAUGCCAGUAAUUAAGUUGAUUAUUAUGUUUUUGGAUCACAAAUGCUGCCUUACAAAAUAAACUUGUUUUUAUGUUAUUCAAUAAUAAUAUAUAAUAAAAUCGUAAUUUAUAAAAAUCAA
This is a messenger RNA of Drosophila mojavensis, 661 nucleotides long. Its product is annotated as cAMP-regulated phosphoprotein 19-like. The coding region runs from base 163 to 519 and encodes 118 amino acids. The transcript has a single exon. The record is from RefSeq and is a predicted model, not a curated record. Lineage: Eukaryota; Metazoa; Arthropoda; Insecta; Diptera; Drosophilidae.